Molecule: messenger RNA, 7362 nt
Organism: Eimeria tenella
Lineage: Eukaryota; Apicomplexa; Conoidasida; Eucoccidiorida; Eimeriidae
Exons: 10
Coding region: 1-7362 (2453 amino acids)
Biological process (GO): regulation of transcription by RNA polymerase II
Cellular component (GO): SWI/SNF complex; nucleus
Molecular function (GO): transcription coregulator activity
Source: RefSeq, a predicted model, not a curated record
AUGGCCGCUGCCGGUGACAAAGGUGCGGUUGGUGACCCACGGUGCCCAGCAGCAGGAGCAUCAGCAACGGACACAGAAGCAGUAACACCGGCGGAAGAAGGGUUAGAUGGGGCGCCUUCCUUCAGUUUCGCUGCUGCUGUACGAGCAGCAGCAGAAGCGGCAGCAGCUGCCGCUGCUUCGCACGAGGAAACACUGCACUCGAAGGCUUUCUUUCUGUGGAACUCGGCAGACAGCGCCAGCGGCAGCAAGUGCUGCGUUCAGUUUUCCAGACUUUCGGGUGUUUAUGCAGCAGGAGCAGGGGCAGCAACUGCUGGCAGUGCAGGGGAAGGGGAUCCAACAAAUGCAACUGCCUCAGCAGCAAAUGGCUGCCCCGGUGAGGCCCACACCACAAAAGAAGCAGUAGCGGCUGCUGCUGCAGGGCAAGGCGCCACUGAGAUCUACGAGCAGCAGCUGCACGAGUGCCACGCGCUGCUCCAGCAGCUGCUUGUAGGGGACGCAGCGCAGCAGCAGCAAGCAGAGGCUGUUUUUCUUUCUUGCUGCGAGUCCCCGGGGGUGCUCCUGGCUCUGACUGCCUACGCUAUUUGCGGCUUCAACUCAGCCUUAUUUGCUCAUUCUUGCUAUCAUGCUGCUGCUGCAGCUCAAAAAAGGCUUGAAGCGAGUGGCAGCAGCAGUCGGGGUGGGCCACCGGCGGCGACACAGCAGCAGCAGCAAAAACAGCAACAGCAGAAGCAGAAACAGCACCUAAUUUGCUUGUGCAGUGCCCCCGGAUGCUGCUGCGUAUUUUCGCACCAGGGGCAGCAGAUGCUGCACUCUGCAGCUACAUUGGGCAGCAGCAGCAGCAGCACAAGCCAAGCCAGCAGCGGCUUCCUGCUGCAGGUGUUGUGUGCUACGCUGCUGCGGCAGCUCGUGGGGCCCCGCUGGAGCAGGUUCGACCCCAGCGAACGACAGGCAGCGUUGCUGCUGCUGCUGCACUCCGCCCCAUGCCACCCUCAGGAGCAGCUGCAGCAGCUGCUGCACAAGGUGCUGACACAGCUAGUGGCUUACCAACAGCAGCGCGCAGCGGACCCGUGCUGUUGCUGCGGGCGAAAACUGUUGCAGCAAAAGCUGCAGCAGCUUCGGGCAGCAGCAGACGCGAGAGAUACUCUGUGCAGCAGCAGCAGUGCCAGCAGCAGCAAUGCCAGGUGCAGACAGCAGCCUCUAGAAGCUGCUCCCACCAGUGUACCGCCGCUGCUGUCGGCAGCAGCAGUAGAGGCCAAUGGCACCGCUCCGAACCAGCCGGCAAGCCCUGACGAAACAGCAGCAGCAGCGGCGGGAGCAGCAGCAGCACCAGGAACAGCAGCAGCAAGUAGCACCGAAGCAGCAAGGGAGCCUGCGAGGCCCCAAGUGUCCCGUUCGAACAGUGGCGUGACUGCAGCAGGGGCAGCAUCACCGACGACAGGCCCAGCAGCCGCUGCUGCUGCUGGUGAGAGCAUUGCUGCUGGCUGUUGUUACUCGGGGCAUUUGUGCUGCAGUGCAGCAGAGUGCCUGACGGAACAGGUUUUGAUGCGAGUAACGGAGUUGGUGCAGCGCGCAGCAGCAACACGGAAGGCGCAGCAGGCAGCAGAAGCAGCAGCAGCAAUAGAGAAAGCUCCUUGCUGCGGCAGUCCCCGGUUCGUCAUGCAUGCAACGCUGAGGUUGUUACAGGUGCUGCUCAGGGACUGCCCGAAUUUCCUGUUGCUGCAGCAGCAGCGGCUGCAGCAACUGCUGCAGCUGCUGCUGCAUACCGCAGGCGGACGCCAGACGUAUAGUGUAGUGCUGGCUCCAGGUAUGCUUGCUGCAGCUUCAGCAGACAGCUCCGCCGUUGACGCAGGGCUCACCGCAGCAGCAGUCCUGACACCGCGUGCUGCUAUUGAAAAGACUAGAAGAAGAUUGCAAAUCAAAAAACCUCGAUUGGACACAGCAACGUCAGUUGCGUGCCUCGUGGUCUAUGUGGAACUGCUGGAGACUGCGCAAGCGCACAAGCAACACUGCUGCUGCUGCUGCAGCUGCUGCUGGGUGUCGGCCUUGCUGCAGCACGUUCAGCCUCUGGUGCAGCAACUGCUGCUGCUGUUGCGCAUCAGCAGCAUGCACCUGACAGAUGGAGGUCAUCUCACUGUAGCUGUGCAGACGCUCCGCUGCUGCGUCCUCAUCACCCGUCUUUCCUGUCCUAGCAGCAACAGCAGCAAAUGGCAGUAUCACAGAGUGCAGCUGCCCGCGCUGGAGGCCGACCUGACGCCUACUGCUCCGGCUGUCGCCGCUGCUGCUGUUGCAGCUGCUGCUGCUGCAACAGAUGAGGCCCCCUGCUUGUGCACACCGUCGGAGGCGACACGCAGUACGUCGGCACCUUCACCAGACUCUCCGCUUUCAGGGGCAGCACCAGCAGCAGCAGCAGCUGCUGCUGCAGCUUCUCCCGAAGACAACAGCGGCUUGGCGCUGCCGGAACCCUUACUCAAGUUCAAUAGUCCGUUUGGAGUAGCAGCAACUGCAACGAAUCGUGACUGCUGCAAAAGCUGGGAGUGCAGCAUGCGGGCUGAGUUUGCCGCUGUAGCUCCGCUGCUGCUGGACGCGUGCAUUGCUCUGCUGCAGCGCUAUUUCUGCACAUACGAGGCCUUGCUGCUUCAGGAGGGCGAGGAAGAGCAGCAGCAACAAGGCAGUGGAGCCGCCAAAACCUCCGCAGCAGCAGCGGCAGCAGCAGCUGCAGCAGAGGCCUCUAACGCCCUCAGCACCUCAGGCCGGUGUCUUGUUGUUCAAAGUGUCUGCCUUCUCACAGAGUGUGCUCGCGUGCGUGAAUCCAGGGCUCUGAUGCUGGACUGCGAAACUGAAGCUGCUGCUGCUGUGGCAGCAGCCGUUGCAGCAGCAUCAGCUGCUCCUGUGGGCGACGCUGCGCACGGUGCUGCAGUUGCUGCGGCUGCUGCGAAUGCUUCACAAGAAGCAGACGAGCUUCUCAGUGCGCAGCCUGCUGCAGCACGAACUGGCCAGCAAAUGCAAGUCACAGGGGUGCCUGCUGCUGCUGCUGCAGCCUGUGUCGCCACAGAGGAAGAGAUAGCUGCGGCGCCUUCCCCGGGCUUAACGCUUUUGCUGUCUUUGCUGCUGCCGUAUUGCCAGCUGUCUUUGGCAGAGGAGCAGCAGCUGCAGCAAAACGCCAGCAACUUUAUUGAUUGGAGCAGCACAGAGCAGCGGCUUUUGCUGCAAGCACUGCUGCUGCAGCAUGGGUACAACAGGCAGCAGCUACAGUUUCUGGGCUUUUCUUCUGCAAGCUGUAGUGACGUUUUAACGGAAGCAGCAGCGGUGGCAGCAGGGGAAGCAGCACGGCGACGGUGGCGCCGGCAGCAACAGCAGCAGCAAGAAGAGCAGCAGCAGCGACAACAGAAACGGGAAGCAGAUGAUGAAGAAGCCCUUGCUGGACAGUCUGUUCGCCGCGUCGUGCUGCAGCUGCUGCAUGCUCUUGAAACACCUGUGUCCUAUCAGUGCAGUUGCAGAGACGCUACAAUAUCCUCAAGAGCAAGCCCAGCAGCUGCUGCUGCUACAGCGCAUGCUGCUCCCGAGGAGGAGACCGACGGUUUUUCUGCCUUCGGGGGCGUGGCAGCCACUGCGGCUGCAACUGAGAGCUGCAUCAGCGAGUGCUGCUUGAAUUACUGCACAAGUGCUGACUCCGUAGGGAUCUGGGGGGAUACAACAGCGCAAGAGAAGGCUCAGCAAGCGGCUAGUGCUGCAGCUGCUGCUGCGCGGCGAAUCGUUGCUGCUUCCGUUGCAGAGGCAGCAGAGUCUCUGCUGCUGAUCAGCGCAGAGCGCCGCCAGCAGCAACUGCCCUGGUGGUCUCUAACUGAGGCAGCACUCUGGGCAGUUGGGUCCACGCAAGCAGAAGCCGCCGCAGCAGCAGCAGCAUUAGAAGCGCAUGUACAGUGCAUAGCGCAUGUGUUGGCAGCAGCAGAAGAAGCUGAAGCAGACGCAGCGUCGCCAGGCCCCAUUCCUUCGCUGCUCCUGCGCUGCCGCUGCCUUCUUGUGGCCUGUGUGCUUCGAGUGUACGUACACCGCAAGUACGCGCAGGAGGUGGAGACGCUCGCCAGGCUGGCUCUAGGAGCUUUUUGCGGGGAGAAGAAUCCCUUGCUGCUAAGGUUAUGCGGCUGCGUGGCUUUCGAGGCGUUCGUGUCCUCCAGCAACGACGAGGCAUUUGUCGCGAGCAGCUGCUGCUGUUUUCUGCUAUCCUUGCCGCGUUUUCUCCGCGGUUUCAGCGGCGACUCGAACUGCCUGCUGCUGCUGCUGCUGCUGCAGCGUGUGGUAUUGGUGACGCCUGCUACAGUCCUGCGCCGGCUCUGUCUCGAAGGAUGCUUGGAGGAGCUGCUGCAGCUGCUGCUGCGCGUGGCUGUGCGCAGCCCCCCCACGAACCAGUUGGUUCAGGGGCUAGUCCGCCUCCUUGCCCUUACUUGUCAGAGACACAGCGUGCAGAUUUUUCGGGCCUUGCUGCCACCGCUUGCCCAGCGCCUGCAACGGUGUGCUGCAGCAGACAGAAAGCGAUGUGCAGUUUUGCAGCGGGAGAGCGCAGCAGCAGCCGCAGCAGCAGCAGCAGCGUCAGCAGCAGUUGAGGGGACCUCGACUUCCACCACACCGGGAGAAAGACCUGCUUCUUUGCCACCAGCUCUUGUGGUGUCUCCAUAUGAAGUGUGUACAUGUGUAGAGGCCCUCUCGAGCUGUUUGCUUGCUGCUUUCAUGCAGCUGCAGGAGCAGAGCCAGCAGCAGAACCAACAGCAGCAGAUAGCAGCAGUUGCUUCCGAAUCCGCGGGGAAGUCGCAUGCAGCUGAAGCAGCACCUGAAGCAGAUGACGACACAGUGUCAUACCUCAGCAGCAACGCCACUUUUGCUGCUGUGCUGCGACUGCUCCUUUCUGCGCUGCUGCGCACUGAUGAUGAAGCGCUGCUGCAGGAGGGCAUCUCUUGCGUGGCCCUCGCAGUUGCAUGUGCACCUGACUGUGUAGACCUGGAGCAGCAGCAGCAGCACCAGGAACAGCAGCAGCAAAUGCCACUUUACAACCUAUUGAUGUACACGGCAGGCUGCUUGCAGUCCCGCUGCGAUGUGUCCGCCGCCGUUUCAUCUCGCGCUACUACUCUGUGGGAGCUGCUGGUUGAGGUGUACAGACAGCGGCUGUCUGCCGCACACCUGCAAGAGCUCUUGCAGCUGCUGCUGCUGCGGCAUAGGCAAGCUCGAGAUCCUCAGCUGCGCACACAGUUGCUGCGGACAUCUUGUUGGCUGCUUCUGCAAGACCCUGAAGGCCUCUUUCCCCUUUUGCUGCAGUCGCGCGCAUGCACUCAGCCGCAGCAGCAACAACAGCAACAGGAGCAGAAGGAAAGGCCGCAAGCCCAGCAACAGCAGCAUCAACAGCAGCAGCAGCCGCAGCAGAGGGGCAAUACUGCAGUAGGCUCAGUAGCAGGAACAGCCGCUGCUCCAACUGACGCAGGGGCCAGUGCAGCAGAAGCUCUCAACAACAGUCGCAGGGGUAGCAGCAACGCUUGCAGCCUUGACAGGAAGGUUGCUCCAGCAAAAGGUGCUGCUUCGGCGGGAGACAGCAGGCCGGCCGGGCGAAAGAGCAGCAGCAGCAAUCAAAGGAGUCCCAGCAACAACAGCGUUGCGCAGCAGAUAGCACGACACCGAUUGCGGCGAAGGCAGCAGCAGCAACAGCAGCAACAGCAGCAACAGCAGCAGCUGAUGCCUGAGGCAGCAGGAAGCAGCCUGCAGCUACUGCUAAUUCUGUUGGUGCAGCAUCUGAACGCAGAACAACAACAACGGCUGCAGCGUAACAGGAGAAGCCGCAUGCGCAGCAGCAGCAAAUUUUCCAUUACCAUUUUCGUACGGGCCGCCUGCUCCUUUUUCACUGUGGGUGAGGGACAAUGGCUUCGCGCUAUCGCAGAACAGCAGCAGCAGCAGCAACAGCAGACUGGAGUCUUUCAGACGUGUCUCGCCCAAGCCCUGCUGCAGUGCGUACUGGGGCUGCAUCGCCGCAGGUGCAUUGUAAAGCAGCAGCGAGUGCUGCAGGAGCGUCUGCGGUGCCCUGCAGCUGCUUCCUGGUCCCCUUCUGCCGCAGCACAGGCUGAUGACGGAGCGGCAGCAGCAGCAGAACCGCGCGGCAUAUGCAGACUUUCUGAAGGGGCCUUCAAAGGCACGGCAGAUGACAGUAGUAGCGGUAACGCUAGCAGCAGCAGCAGCAUCAGGAGGCUGCAGCGGCAUGCGUCGCUGCAUCACUGGACGAUGGACACAGGGUUACGCCGGCGUUCUGCUGGCUGGUGCAGCAGCAGGUACAGUUCUGACAGCAGCAGCAACAGCAGCAGCGCAUGCAGUUGCUGCAGCAGCGAAAGCAGCUACAGCAGCAACACCACAAGCAGCAGCGGUCUGCAUGACAGAAAAGGCACGCCUUUCCGUUUGCUGCUAAAACAGCAACGGGUGGGGCUGCUGCAUCAGGCGACACUGGAGGCGCUGCUCUCGUCUGCGGUAACUGCUGCUGCAAACCCGUAUCUGUGUGGGCAUCUGUGGCCUGAGAAGCUGCAGCAACAACUGCAGGAGCUGCAAGAGCUGCAGCAACAGGAGCAGCAGCACUCCAGCCACCGGCACCAAGCGAGGCUCUAUGGCAUGGCGUGCAGCAGGAGCGUUUCGCCCCAGUGCACAGCUAUUUCGCUGGAAGUGCCACCGCUGCAGCAGCAGCAGCAGCAAUUAUCACUGCGGAGCAGCAGUUCCUUCGACGGGAAGAAGGACUCUGAGUGGGAUGCAGGUACACCUGAGGACCCAGUUGCAGCUACAACUGCUGCAGUUACUGGUAGCGGGGCUCAACAGCGGCCUGCGGCAGCGUCGCCUACAUCGGCAGAUGUUUCUGUGGCAGUGCCAGCAGCUGCUGCUGCCACGGCUCCCGAUGGAGCAGCAUGUCACGCAGUCAGCAGUGACAUGAGGUUUUUUGUGCCGCAACAACAGCAGCAGCAUCAGCAACAGUCUCACUCCGUCAAUAUGCCAGCUGUUCUACUCCAACAGAGGCUGCGGCAGGAGGCGCAGCAGCAGCUACCGCAGCAAACGCAGCUGCUUCAGGGCAGGUUUACUACCCAAGAGCAGCAGAACACAACUGCCUUGCGGCUGCUAGCUGCCAGUGACCGGCAGCGACAGCAGCAGCAGGAGGCCGACAGCUCAGAUGAUGGAGAAAUGAGCUCCAGAUUCGAGCACUCUGGCAGCCCUAUUUACGAUUUGGGGUACCGUUUACUGCAACAAGAGCUGAAGCGCAGCGAAGGCGCAGCAGGAACGACAGUGCAGCAGCCGCAGCAGCAGCAGCAGAAGAGCAGCUGCCUUGUUUUUGGCGAUAGCAGGACUUAG